This is a messenger RNA of Phaeoacremonium minimum UCRPA7, 483 nucleotides long. RefSeq lists its product as hypothetical. The record is from RefSeq and is a predicted model, not a curated record. Lineage: Eukaryota; Fungi; Ascomycota; Sordariomycetes; Togniniales; Togniniaceae. The coding region runs from base 1 to 483 and encodes 160 amino acids. The transcript has 3 exons.
AUGGCGUUUCCGCCGUUUUCGUCCUAUGACCCUCGUGCAAACAAACUUGAGCUCUACCAUCCCACCGGCAGCGGCACACGAGGUUUGACUUCAAAGGAGUUCUCAGGUGGUGCCAUUGUCCAUCUCCUGACAAAGCGCCUCCAAGACCUACCAAACAAGGACUUCUCGCUUGUUGAGAUCUCAUUUUCAUCUGAUGAUCUUGUCUCUUCUUUCACCAAAGCUCACAACGGUAAAGCGCCGGAAAUUGUUCGUUAUUCUGAGGAGGACUACCAGCGCGAUAUGAACAAGGAUUUUCUCUCGGCAAUGGGAGCAGCGAGAAUCAAAAGUUUGGUCGAGGGCACAGAAUGGCCAGGCGAGGUGAUCUCGGACUUUGACGGCUGGGAGAAAAAGGAUUUGGAGCACUACGUUCGCGAGUGUAUGGAAGCAUCGCCACCUGAGCUUCUGCGUUCGAGAGUGGCUGAGCUGACAAAGCCAAAGAAGUAG